UUUCUGCCUACUUUUGUAGGCGCCGCUUGAGUUGAGUGGGCGAGGAGGCUCACCUCGCCGCAAUUAAGACGAUGGGGCAGCGCAGCGCAGCGCAGCUGCCGGGCGGGCGCUGCUAAUAAUUGCCUUCUGCUGGAGCGGCGCCACCACCGCCACCUCGACGACAAUAUCUCCUCCUGCUCUUCUGCAGUAGCCACAGAGGAAAUCUUUAGCUGCAUUUAUUGUUUCCACCGAAAUCUUGUGAUCGGUCGUUCGAUUGACGUUUUGGGAGUGUGCUCCGCCAUCGGCGUCGAGGUCUUUGGCCAUGAGGAAGGUAAAGUCGGAAUCUUGGCUGGGCCGCAUGUGGCUCGUGAAGAGGAAUGGCGGAGGCGAACCGGAGAGAGUAGCCACCGUUGGCGUCCUGGCCUUCGAGGUGGCGCGUCUGAUGUCGAAGGUCGUCCAGUUGUGGCACGCCCUUCGCGAUGACUGCUUCGCCCGGAUGCGCGACGAGGCCCUUUGCCUCGAGGGCGUGCGCAAGCUCGUCGCCGACGAUGAUCGCCACCUCCUGGCGCUGGCGAGGGGGGAGAUGGAGGACGCGCUCUGCGCCCUCGCCCGUGCCGUCGCCGGCCUCAGCCGCCGCUGCUCCGACCCCGCGCUGCAGCGGUUCGACGCCGCUUUCGCGGAUCUGGUCCGGACCGGGGCCGACCCCCAUGGUUUCGAGUUCACUGGCCGCAAGAUGGAGCGCAAGGUCAAGAAGAUGGAGCAGUUCAUCGCCGCGGGCGCCGACCUCCACCACGAGCUGGAGGUGCUGGCGGAACUGGAGCAGGGUCUGCGGCGGAUGCUCGCCAACCCCGAUUCCGGUGGCCAACGCCAAGGGAGCGGCGGCGCGGUCGAUUUCAAGCAAAAGGUGCUCUGGCAGCGGCAGCGGGUGAAGUACCUGCGCGAGGCCUCCCUUUGGGUGCGGACCUACGAUUACAUCGUCCGCCUUCUCGGCCGCUCUCUCUUCUCCAUCGCUGGCAGGAUGAGUCGAAUCUUCGGACUACAUAAAAAUUCCCACAUUUCCGACUUCUCCACUUCCCGCCGGAAGCCAACCUUCCGCCUCUCCCGCAGCCACUCCGUCGCCGGGGUUAUUCCGCAUUCAUCCGAUAGCGAUGCACACCAUCUGUUCGACUCAGGGCCGCUGGUUCCCCCACGGCAAGAGAGCAGAUCUGGGCCUAUAGAAACCAAUAGGGCCGGCUUGCCUCCUCCGGUUCGGAAGCGCCACAGUCCCCGCACAAAGUGGCCGGUGGCCGGCAGCCCCUUCGGAGGUUGCAUGAUUGGUGGCAACCAGCCGGUGGUUCUUCAGAGCUGCAUACCUCUAGAGCCUGGCUUUCGCAAGUCCAAUGCUGCCGAUGGCGCAAGCCCGAAGGCCAACCUUAAGCAAGUGUUUGAGACAGAACCAACCUCCCAUUUGGCGAACGCUGCGGCGAUGACCCUCGGCGCGGCCGCGCUUUCUCUGCAUUAUGCUAAUGUCAUCAUUGUGAUCGAGAAGCUGGCGGCCUCCCCCAAUUUGAUCGGCCCGGACGCGAGAGAUGACCUCUACAGCAUGCUAACUACCAGCAUCAAGGCAUCGCUGCGAGCCAGGCUGAAAUCGUACGCUACCAAUUUGGCUUCCUCUGUCUACGACCCUGUUCUUGCUGCAGAGUGGAGUGCUGCAGUGGCGAGGAUACUGGAAUGGCUAGCUCCAUUGGCUCACAACAUGAUCCGUUGGCAGUCCGAUCGGAGCUUCGAGCAGCAGCAGAGUGCCGUUUCGAGCUCAAACGUUCUGCUGCUGCAGACGCUGUAUUUCGCAGAUCAAAAGAAGACCGAAGCCGCCAUUACUGAGCUACUUGUUGGCUUGAACUACCUGUGGAGAUACGGAAGAGAGCUAGAUGCAAAAGCCAUGUUGGAGUGCGUUGGGAGUGGAGACUUGGACGAUUGUCUGCGAAUGCAGGUGGAAGUGGAUGCCAUUGCCAAGCCUGCGAUGUCGGAUCAUCAAACAUAAUCUGAGGUAAACUAUGACGCGCUUUGUGAUGCGCAGACUGUCUCGUAUUGAAAUGUGAACUUGCUGUAUUGGUGUAUAGAGUUAAACGAGUACGAUGUUAUGACUUUGGACAUACGCAUGUACUUUUAAAUUUUUAAACCAUUGUUUAAUAUUACAAGAAUUUUCUACGAUAAAA
Zingiber officinale is the source of this 2174-nucleotide messenger RNA. RefSeq lists its product as uncharacterized. The transcript has 2 exons. Bases 302 to 1999 code for a protein of 565 amino acids. The record is from RefSeq and is a predicted model, not a curated record. Lineage: Eukaryota; Viridiplantae; Streptophyta; Magnoliopsida; Zingiberales; Zingiberaceae. Gene Ontology annotation, biological process: positive regulation of growth.